Messenger RNA from Zonotrichia leucophrys gambelii, 1025 nucleotides. RefSeq names its product ras-related protein Rab-10-like. Gene Ontology annotation, molecular function: GTPase activity; myosin V binding; GTP binding. The record is from RefSeq and is a predicted model, not a curated record. Gene Ontology annotation, biological process: cellular response to insulin stimulus. Gene Ontology annotation, cellular component: Golgi apparatus; insulin-responsive compartment; recycling endosome. Lineage: Eukaryota; Metazoa; Chordata; Aves; Passeriformes; Passerellidae. The transcript is spliced from 6 exons. Bases 96 to 722 code for a protein of 208 amino acids.
GCGGGCUCGGGGCAGUGGCUGGCGCUGAGGAGGCUCCGGGCCCGCUCCCGCCCCGCCCCGGCGCGGCCCGGCCCGGCCGGCACUCGGCGCCCGCCAUGGCGAGGCUGGGCCCGGCCGCGGAGUCGCGGCCGCUGCUGGUGAAAAUCGUGAUGGCCGGAGAGUCCUGCGUGGGGAAGACCUCCAUCGUGCGCAGGUACACGGAGCCCGGCUCGCCUCCCGCCGGCUCUCCCGCCACUUCGUACAUGGCCACGAUCGGCAUUGAUUUUAAAGUAAAACCAGUAAUGUUUAAUGAUACAAGAGUGAAACUUCAAAUAUGGGAUACUGCUGGCCAGGAACGGUUCCAUACACUUAGUACCAGCUAUUUCCGUGGUGCACAAGGCUUUGUUCUCGUUUACGACAUCACAAAUCUGAAGAGUUUUCAAAGUAUAACAAUCUGGAUAAAUGACAUAUAUGAGAAAGCAGGUGAUGAAGUGGACGUAAUACUGUUGGGCAACAAGUGUGAUAAGGAGUCAGAACGGGUAGUUCCAAAACAGACAGGAGAAAAGCUUGCUUGGGAAUACGGAAUGCCUUUUUUUGAGACCAGUGCCAAAGAAAACGUGAACAUUGAGCAUGCAUUCUCAGUCUUGACUAAGGAAAUCCUGGAAAAGAAAUCCGGUGUAUUACAUGACUUAGACGUUGUGUCUGUAAAUGAAACUAAGAAGAGAACCUGCUGUGGAUUCUAAAGUACUGUUUUUUAUUCCAUUUUCUCUUCAGGAAAUAUCAAGUGUUACAAAGGAACAUAAAAGAUUUUAAAAAUGAGCCCGUAAUCCAAAAAUACAGUGUUUAAGCAUUACACAGACAUUGUUGCCAAAUUUUUUUAUAUGUUUAUAUUAUAUUUUCAUAUUUUUAAUGUGAAGAUAAAACAGUUAUCUGAUUUAGGAAUUGUUAGGUGCUUCACAGGGCGACAGUGCUUGAAUGUAAAUGUUUGCAGAAAUGAAGUCUAAGUGUACUAAUUUUCUGUUAUUAAAAAAGCACCCUUCACUUUU